AUGACUGAGAUCAAUACAGCGAUACCAAUUGAAGAAUCAUCUGGCAUAAAGCUUGAUCUGGAAGAAGAACGAAUUUUGAAGGAUCAGAUUGAUGUUCCUGAAAGAAAAGUAUCAUAUAUUACUUUAUAUCGAUUUGCUGCAAAACUUGACUGGAUAAUAAUGUUUAUUGGGAUAGUGUUUUCAAUGGUCACAGGAACCAUCAUGCCUAUAAUGAUGACCAUUAUCGGAAGAACGAUCGAUGAUUAUACCCGUUUUCAAAAUCACACUAUAAGCAUAACUGAUUUUACUGUAGAUGUAAACCACAUUGCAGUAAUUCUU
Messenger RNA from Dentiscutata heterogama, 318 nucleotides. The record is from the annotation of a GenBank genome assembly. Lineage: Eukaryota; Fungi; Glomeromycota; Glomeromycetes; Diversisporales; Gigasporaceae.